GCCCCGCCUGGCUCACAGUGGGUGCUCUGUGCACGUGUGUUGACCGAGUACAAGUGACGCUGGCACCCAAAGCUAGCAACCUAGGCUUCCUGGGAUCCCUCCGUGCAGCUUCUGAUCUCUUGGUACCUACCUGUUUGAUGUCCCGUGGCUGACGCCCAACCGAGUUCUUUGGAGGACCAUGUCAUUAGACUUUGGCAGUGUGGCACUACUGCCACAAAAUGAAGAGGAAGAAUAUGACAAAGAAGAUUAUGAAAGGGAAAAAGAGUUGCAGCAAUUGCUCACCGACCUUCCUCAUGAUAUGCUGGAUGAUGAGCUCUCCUCCCCUGAACUUCACUUCUCAGACUGUAGUAUGGACGGCACAGCGGAAGAAGUGCAUCCUUCUGAGCAAUUGGAGAUGAACUGGAACAAGCAUCAAAUUCUGCCCAAAUCUCAAAGUAUAAAUCACUAUAAUGAAAUUCAGGGCUUAUAUAUUGGAGAAAAAAGUGGCAAUGGCUGGGAAGAGAAUCAAAAUAAAACUGAAGACCAACAUCCUGAGUACCAUCUCAAAGAAGAUGGAGAUGAAGGUGGGAGUGGCUAUAGUCCUCCAAGCAAAAAUGAACAGACUGAUUUGUAUUGCCUUCCUGAAAACUUCAGGCCUUAUACCAGUGGUCAGAAGCAGGAAUUUAAUAACCAACCAACCAGUGUAGUUAAAUUUUCUGAUCCUCAGAGGAACCAUUUUCAGCAAUUUGGUUCAUCACAAGGUCCCAGUUGUCAAGCUUUGGCGCCAUAUAAAGUGAAAUAUAAACCUUAUCAAUCUUCUGUCCAGGAUAACUUUCCAGUCCAGGAAAUAGCAGGAAGUGACACACUUGAAGGCCUGCAACAACAAUUCCUAGGAGCUAGUGAAAAUUCUGCAGAAAACAUACAGAUUAUUCAGCUUCAGGUUCUUAAUAAAGCAAAAGAGAGACAACUGGACAACUUAGCUGAAAAAUUAAAUGAAAGUGAACGUCAAAUUCGUUAUCUGAAUCACCAGCUUAUGAUAAUUAAAGAUGAAAAGGAUGGCUUGACUCUCAGUCUUCGAGAAUCACAGAAACUCUUUCAGAAUGGAAAAGAAAGGGAGAUACAGCUUGAAGCACAAAUAAAAGCUCAAGAGGCUCAAAUACAAGCAUUAAAAGUCAAUGAAGAAAAGAUGAUCAAGAAGUCUAGAACAACUGAAAUGGCUCUGGAAAGCUUGAAGGAGCAACUGGCAGAGCUUCAUCAUUCUGAGUCGCUUCAACGAGCUAGAGAGCAGCACGAGAGCAUUGUUAUGGGCCUUACAAAGAAGUAUGAAGAGCAAGUGUCAUCCUUACAAAAGAAGUUGGAUUCUACAGUUGCUGCACUUAAAGAACAGGAAGAUAUUUGUUCUCAUUUGAAAGAUCACGUGAAACAACUGGAAAGGAGUCAAGAAGCUGCCAAAUUAGAAAAAACUGAGAUCAUUAACAGGUUGACGAAGAGUCUGGAAGAGAGUCAACAACAGUGUGCCCAGUUGUUGCAGUCAGGCUCAAUACAGGAAGUGGCUCAGCUAGGGCUCCAGCUGCAGCAAGCACAAAAGGCACACACUAUAAGCGAGAACAUGAACAAGGCUUUGCAAGAGGAAUUAACAGAACUAAAAGAUGAAAUUUCUCUCUAUGAAUCUGCUGCAAAACUAGGAAUACCUCCAAAUGACUCAGAAGGAGAAUUAAAUAUAGAACUCACUGAAUCAUAUGUGGAUUUGGGUAUUAAAAAAGUCAACUGGAAAAAAUCCAAAGUUAACAGCUUAAUGCCACAGGAAGACCUGAGUGAAGAGCUUUCCAAAGAUGAGGUCAUCCUGAAGUUGAAAGCAGAAGUGCAGCGCCUGCUGGGGAGCAACUCAAUGAAGCGACAUCUGGUGGCUCAGUUACAAAAGGACCUCAAGGACUGUCACAAGAAAAUUGAAGAUCUCCAAGAAGUGAAGAAAGGUGACAGGAGCAUCGAGAUUGAGACCAAAACAGAUACUUCAGAAAAGCCAACUAAUCAAUUAUGGCCUGACUCUUCUACUUCUGAUAUGACUAUUAGAGAUGAUGUACUGCAACUUAAAAAUGAAAUUCAAGUUUUACAACAAAAAAAUCAGGAACUUAAAGAAGCUGAAGAAAUACUGAAAAAUACAAAUCAAGACUUAUGUAAUCAAAUGAGACAAAUGGUACAGGAUUUUGACCGUGAUAAACAGGAAACUGUGGAGCGGUGUGAAAGGACCUACCACCAGCACCAUGAGGCCAUGAAAGCCCAAAUACGGGAGAGCCUAUUAGCCAAGCAUGCUUUGGAGAAACAGCAGCUCUUUGAGAUUUAUGAAGCAACUCAAUCUCAGCUCAGGUCUGACAUCGAUAAGUUGAGUAAGGAAAUAACUACUGUGCAGGAAUGUUACCUAGAAGUGUGCAGAGAGAAGGAUACUCUAGAGUCGACUCUCAAGAAGACCACUGAAAAGGAGCAGCAAGCUCAGGAACAGAAGAUGAAACAAAAACUCAUGCAACAGUUGGAAAAGGAGUGGCAGUCUAAGCUGGAUCAAACUGUAAAAGCUCUGAAAAAGAAAACCACAGAUUGUGGAAGCCAAACUGACCAAGCAGCCACCCUGGAUGUCAUUUCCAAGGCAGACAUGGAGGUCAUGGUAGAAAAGCAGAAGCAAAAGCUCCAGCGAGAUUUAGAACAAGAGAAGGAAGCAGCUAUCAAGGGGGCUUUGAAGAAACUCCAAAUUGAAUUGGAGGUCAAAUACUGUGAAAAUAUUGCCCAACAGGUAGAAACAGCUGUGCAAAAUGCUCGCCUUCGAUGGCUAGAAGAACUGCCUGAGCUUGCAGAGUACAAAGCAUUAAUGAGAGUAGAACAGAAGAAGUGGGAGGAACAACAAGAGAUCUCUGUGGCCAGAAGGCUGGCAUUGGCUGUGUCUGAAGCUAAAGAGAAGUGGAAAAGUGAGAUUGAAAAUAUGAAGAAAAAUAUAACGCUGGGCAAGAACUUGGAAGAGAAGAUUCAUUCUCUCCAGAAGGAGCUGGAGUUAAAGAACGAGGAAGUCCCUGUGGUUGUCAGGGCGGAAUUGGCUAAGGCCUGGAGCGAAUGGAACAGAGAAAAGCAAGAAGAAAUCCACAAAAUUCAAGAACAAAAUGAGCAAGAUUACCGGCAGUUUUUAGAUGAUCAUCGAAAUAAAAUUAAUGAAGUGCUUGCAACAGCUAAAGAAGACUUUAUGAAACAAAAAACUGAACUGCUUCUCCAAAAGGAGACAGAAUUGCAAGCUUGCCUGGAACAGAGCCGUAGAGAGUGGACAGUGCAGGAAGCCAGGCGGAUCCAACUAGAAAUCCGUCAGUAUGAGGAAGACGUCCUAACUGUGGUCGAACUUCUCUUAAUGGAAACCCAAAAGGAGUAUAUCAGUGGUUCAGAGAACAAGCAGCUUUUGGAAAUCUUGUCAACUUGUUCUUCAAAGUGGGUGUCUGUGCAAUAUUUUGAGAAACUAAAAGCCUGCAUACAGAAAGUACUUCAAGAUACAGUCUCCAUGCUUAAAGAAAAUACCAGCCCAGAAGGGGAAAAGAGAAAUAUGGUCAAGAUCUCUAUGAAUCCUGCCAGCGGGGGUAGUGGGAGAGGAGAUCCUGGAGUCCCAGCAGCCCUUCCUGCACCCACUUCCAGAUACCAAGUACAGCCUUUGCCCUUGCAAGAAGCAGAAGCUGAUAAGAAAAAGACACUUGAAAUUAAAGAUUUAUGCUGUGGACACUGCUUCCAAGAACUUGAAAAGGCAAAGCAGGAAGGUCAAGAUCUGAAAAGAAAACUGGAGAAAUGCUGUAGGCAUCUUCAGCAUUUAGAAAGAAAGCACAAAGCUGUAGUGGAAAAAAUUGGAGAAGAGAAUAAUAAAGUUGUUGAAGAAUUGAUAGAAGAAAACAAUGACAUGAAGAAUAAAUUGGAAGAACUGCAAACACUUUGUAGAACACCACCAAGGUCACUGUCAGAAGGGGCCAUUGAAAAUGCAUGUCUGCCAAGCAAUAGGCAGGCCUUGGAAGAACUUCGGGGGCAGUAUAUUAAAGCUGUAAAAAAGAUUAAGCGUGACAUGCUUCGUUACAUUCAGGAAAGUAAGGAAAGAGCAGCAGAAAUGGUAAAGGCAGAGGUGUUGCGAGAACGUCAGGAAACUGCCCGGAAGAUGCGCAAAUAUUACUUAAUUUGCCUCCAACAGAUUUUGCAGGAUAAUGGUAAAGAAGAAGGGGCUGAGAAAAAGAUUAUGAAUGCUGCUAGCAAACUUGCUACAAUGGCAAAAUUGCUAGAAACUCCUACUUCUAAUAGAUCCCAGUGCAAAACUGCACAGGCAGUAACACUACCUGUGACUUCAGAGAUGCUGAUUGGAGUUGAAAAAUCAAAAAGAAAUGAUAUGAAUCAGAAUAUACAACAUUUUGAAACCAAAUCAAACUGUGUAAAAAGCAUCCCCAGAAGUAUGUGUGAACAAGUUCCUAAGAGGAGGGCUGCUUGUAAUUUACAGAGGCGGUUAGAGGAUUCAGAGCAUGGAGACAUACAGCAUAUGGGUUUCAAGGGGUCACAUUCAGACUUUCAGUUUGGGGAUAGAAGUUGCGGACACCUAGACAUUUUGCCAAAGAAUGUUUCUACUGAAUUUGUUCCAUAUGAAGUUGAAGAAGGCUUUGAUUUGCACAAGAAGAAAGACCUGCCCAGUGACACUGGCUCUCAGUCACUUCUGCAUUCAGGUGUAUACCCUUUUCUGGAAACCCUUGGAAAUAAACCCUCACCUAGUUGUUCCCCUGGGCUUUCUGAAUCAGGAUCCACACAUACAAUCUUUCGAGGUCCUAAGGAGAGGCCUGGUUUAAAAGCAUAUAUAUGCAAUUCAUUCACAGAAAGUGAAAAUGCUACAUCUGAGAGCAGUCACGGUUUGGGUGUUCAGGAAACUCCAGUAAAGGACGGAGGAGACCUCAGUGACUCAUUAGGCUGCCUUUCCAACAGUGCAACUUUACCCUGUAACAGUCGUGAAGUGUCAUUUUUACAUGAUAGGACACAAAGAACUGUGGAUAUGCUAGGUGACUCUGCUAAGUUCAGACAGUUUUCAGCAACCAAUUGUUUUUCAGAUACAGAGAAAGAUAAUAUGAUUUGCCAACCGAUGAAAUGUCAGAGUGAUCAUGUUCCAGGCCUGUCAAAAGAAACCCUGUAUCCCCAUCAGGGGAAGACCAGUGUGACUCCCGGACACCCAGUGCAUCAUAAGGCUGAUAUAUUCAAGUCAGAUUCCAAAAAGCUGAGCAGUACAGUUCCAUCUUCAGUAUGUCGGCAGCCUGCAAGAAAAUCAAUUAUUCCACUAUCAGGCCAACAAGAUAGUGGCUUUGAUAGUCCAUUUGUUAAUCUAGACUAAUUGUUGUGCUCUAUUUAAGAAGAAUCAUUAAUAUAUCAACAAGAGAAGACUUUGUACUGAAAAAAAUUGUGGGCUCUAGCUAUAUUGAGAUGUUUUAAUAACAUCUAUUAUAUGAGUAAAGUAUUCUCAUAAAAUUACUUGAGAUAUUUAUGUUGCCUUAAUCUUCUAAAGGCCAAUGGUGUGUUUAUAAUCUGCUUCUGUGUGGUGCUUAUAUUUGGUUGCUAAACUAUCUAUUUUUAUACU
Molecule: messenger RNA, 5593 nt
Organism: Urocitellus parryii (Arctic ground squirrel)
Lineage: Eukaryota; Metazoa; Chordata; Mammalia; Rodentia; Sciuridae
Gene: Cep152
Product: centrosomal protein 152
Biological process (GO): centriole replication
Cellular component (GO): centrosome
Source: RefSeq, a predicted model, not a curated record